This is a messenger RNA of Salvelinus sp. IW2-2015, 2235 nucleotides long. NCBI's taxonomy places the organism in Eukaryota, Metazoa, Chordata, Actinopteri, Salmoniformes, Salmonidae. The record is from RefSeq and is a predicted model, not a curated record.
AUGGAGGGAGGAAAUGCUUCCGGGGGCCGUCUAGACACGGCCUGGUCCAACACUAGUCUGCCUAUCAAUGAGGUCAGCCUGCUGGGCUUCCUGGGAAUUGUGUCCUGCAAACCCUGCAAAGAGACCUGUGAUGGUGUGAACUGCGGCCCAGGGAAGGUGUGUACGUUGAAGGCUGGACGUCCUCAGUGUGUGUGCUCUCCCGACUGCACUAACAUCUCCAAAAAGAAUGCUGUGUGUGGCAGCGAUGGGAACUCCUAUCGGGACGAGUGUGUCCUCCUGAUGGCCCGCUGUAAGGGACACCCUGAUCUGGAGGUCAUGUACCAGGGAGAAUGCAAAAAGUCUUGCUCCAAUGUGGUGUGCCCAGGUACCCACACCUGUGUGACAGAUCAGACUAACAGUGCCCACUGUGUCAUGUGCCGCACAACCCCCUGCCCAAUACCGCUGAAGUCCGAGGUGCCUAUCUGUGGCAACGACAACAUCACCUACCCCAGCGCCUGCCACCUCCGCAGAGCCACCUGCUUCCUGGGGCGCUCCAUAGGAGUGCGUCACUAUGGCAACUGCUCUAGUGUUCCAAGAAACACUCUGGCUUUGGAGGCCAGUGAGGAGAAUUCACUCUAAAGGGACAGUUCUUGUGUGGUCCAACUGGUACUUCAGUCCACCUGGCACUAGACUUAGCUUAGUCCACCCGGUACGAAGAUUUCCAAGAGAUCACCUUCAAUACGUGAACCAACAUUGUCCCGAUGUUCACUCACCAAGUUCUGAUUUAUGUUGACUACUUUUUUUACAAUCACUUAUCCCCUCCAUCCCUACCCCCUGUACAUAGAACAAUGAUACAUUUGAUGUGGGGGGACCCGUUGGAAGUAGCAGUUUGUUCUUCCAAAAGGAAACCAAUACUGUAUUUGUUGAUGCAUGCAAUGUAUGUUAAAUAGGAUGAUUUGCUCAUGAAACUGUGGAGAAAUAUGUAGGGGGCUUUAAGUAUAGGAAAAUAUGUGUAUAUUGUAAAUAAAUACUGCUACUAUUUAUUGAAGAAGGUAUCAAAUCUGUUCUAUUUAUGUUUUGACCCUGUAUACAAAUCCAUAUAUCAAUAGGUCAGCUGUAUUUAUUGUAUUUGGUUUUAAGGUACAUAUAUUUGGUUUUAAGCUACAUGUAUUUGGUUUUAAGGUACAUGUAUUUGGUUUUAAGGUACAUGUAUUUGGUUUUAAGGUACAUGUAUUUGGUUUUAAGCUACAUGUAUUUGGUUUUAAGCUACAUGUAUUUGGUUUUAAGCUACAUGUAUUUGGUUUUAAGGUACAUGUAUUUGAAUGGCCACUGGCAUUCUUUUAUUUUGGCAAGUUGUUUUUAUUUUUGUGUAUUUUUCAUAUCCCUAAAUAAAGUGCUUUGUCCCCUUAAAAGCAGCAUGACAAAAAAAACUCAAUUUGUUUGGAUACUGGAUACCACAUUUAGAGGAUGACAAUAUAUAUUCUUUCAAUUCAAUCUAAGCAAAACGGGGUAACUGCUGUCUGUAUUUCAGUGUUGUUUGGAGGUGAUGAGAGACUUAGCCAAAACAAAAGUGCACAGUAUGUCUCCUCUCACUUGGCUUUCACAGAGUACGAAACUGUUUACGCUGGAGCCCAAUAAAAUGUAUAAGCCUCCCACUGAUCACUCAAAUUAACAGUUUAGUUCAGUGUGCAGCAAUUUUAUUAGACUGUUGGUUCAACUCCAAGCCUUUACAAUACCUCCACUGUUGAAGUCUUGGCUUUGUUUAUUUUGUAUGUUUGUGGGUAAUAUGAGUCCAAUAUAAUUCCAUUCGGGUUGUUGAAUACACCGUAAUAUAGUGUAACUGCAAAAUCUGACAAAUGUUGUUAGCCUUAUCAAAUUGAAAACAUCAUAAUGCCAAAUGACAUUAAUUUACUCAAAGUUAACUCACCGGAUCCCCAAGCUGUGCAGCCGAAUCUAUCUGUUCAACGUUUAAGUACUAGUGGCCAUUUGAACCAAAUGGGCAGAUAGCUAUUUGCAAAUAGCUAUUGGUUAUUGUGAUGUGAAUGAAUAGUGCUGCACACCCAUUUAUUCUAGAUGAUUUAAUAGAUUUUUAAUUAAAACAAAUACUGUUUUUGAACAAUUUACACUAGUUUCUUGUAAAUAGAACUCAAUUUCAUGUACCUGUGUUCCUACUGUGAAAUUUGAAUGACAAAUGUAUCUACUUAUUUUUGUAUUUUUGUACUGCCGUUUUAUCUCAACAUAAACUAUAGUAUUUGU